This is a messenger RNA of Helianthus annuus (common sunflower), 1530 nucleotides long. Its product is annotated as plant-specific TFIIB-related protein PTF2. The transcript has a single exon. Gene Ontology annotation, molecular function: RNA polymerase III general transcription initiation factor activity; RNA polymerase III type 3 promoter sequence-specific DNA binding. Lineage: Eukaryota; Viridiplantae; Streptophyta; Magnoliopsida; Asterales; Asteraceae. Gene Ontology annotation, cellular component: transcription factor TFIIIB complex; nucleus; transcription preinitiation complex. Gene Ontology annotation, biological process: DNA-templated transcription initiation; transcription preinitiation complex assembly; transcription by RNA polymerase III. The coding region runs from base 1 to 1530 and encodes 509 amino acids. The record is from RefSeq and is a predicted model, not a curated record.
AUGAGUUCUUGCAAAAGCUGCAAGUCCAAAACCCUAAUCGUCGACCCAGUAACCGGAAACCUAGAGUGCUCAUCAUGCGGCGUCGUACAAGACUUCAACAAUUUCGAACAUCAAACGUUCAACGCAGACGGAUUCGUCGGUACAAACGUCCGAUUAGGCAAAUCAGGAUCCGGGUAUGACUAUUCUUACCAUGAAACCAAACUUUAUUUAGCCCAAAAUGUCAUAACAGAUAUACUAUCAAGACUUAAUUUAGAACAGAGGUUUGAUGAGGUUAAUACCAUGAUUAAAACAAUAACCGAAGACGAAUACGGGUCCGGAAACUGGUUUAAUGUGCUUGUUGGGGCUUGUGUUUAUGUUGUUAUGAGGAAAGCUAACAAAUUGUUACCUUUGACUUCUGUUUGUGAGAAUGUGGGGUGUGAUGUGUUUGAAUUGGGUCGAAUGGUGUCGCGGGUAGUCGAGCAUUUGGAUUUGAAGUUGCCGGAUUUCGAUAUUGUGGGGUUGUUUGAGAGGGUGUUUAGAGAGUGGGUUAGUUGUAAGGAGGGUGUUGGGAAGGGUGUAAGUGUGAGGAUGAUGAAACAGGGGAUUUUUUUGGUGCAGUGUAUGAUUAAGUGGUAUGUGACGACGGGGAGGAGGCCGGUGCCGGUGGUGGUGGCGGUGAUGGUGUUUGUUUGUGAGGUUAAUGAGGUGGAGAUUAGUUUGGAGGAUUUGGCUGGGCAGUUGAAUGUGGCGGUUGCGACGUGUAGGUUGAGGUAUAAAGAGUUGUUGAAACGGUUGGUGGAUGUUGCGAGGGAGAAUUUGCCAUGGGGGGAGGAUGUUAAUGUUAAGAAUGUUAUGAAGAGUGCGCCGCUUGUUAUUCAGUAUAUGGAGGUGAAUUCGAUGUGUGAUCCCGGAAAAGAUAUUAAAAACAUAGAGAAUGUUGGUGUGGAUUUGGAUUGUUUAGUGACUAGUUGUUUAAAUCAAGAUUUUCGGCAAAAUGAAUCGGGCGGUUGGGAGAUUGAAGAUUUGGAGACGCUUAAGGUUUCACCUGAAUGCUUAUCCGCGAUUUAUUCCAAGUAUUUGGAAGAAUAUUCUAACAUGAAGACGUCAAUGAAAAAAGUCGAUGACGAUAUGAUAGGUAGUGAAAAGUAUGAUUUUUCGGUGGAUACGGAGUAUUGGAGUGGAGAAUCAGCGUUAAGCAAGAAACUUUUUCUCGAUAAAAUAUUGGAAAAAGACGUCGGAUUGAAUGCUAUGCCUCCAUCUUUUGUUAACGGGUGCGUGAAAACACAAAGGAGAAAAGAAAAGAUAAAAGAUGCUAAAAUUAGAAUUGAGAAGAUAAGGCGGCCGUCAAUGGCUGCAAAAAGUUUCGAUGCAAGUGAUGACCGAUUGUUACCGGCGAAUUCAAGAAAGAGAAAGAGAAAGAGAAAGAAAUUUGAUCUUGAUUGGGAAGAUUUCGUCGUUGAAACUUUGCUUCUUCAUGAUGUAAAAGAAGAGGAGAUAGAGAAAGGGUACUACAAUGCAUUGUUGGAUCUUCAUGUCUUCCAAUCGAUUUAA